AUGCGAAAGUACAACACGGCGUCGCGCGGCCGCUUCUCGCAGUCGCGCGGGCUGCGCACGGCCAGCGGUGUGUUCCGCGCCGCGGGGUUGGAGGCCCUGCGCGCGCUGGCCGGCGGCGGCGUGCACCCGGUGCGCUGCCUGCGCGCGUCGCUGGCCGGCGCCCCGCGCGCCGCGCAGCCGGAACUGCUGCGCCAGCAGCUGCGCGCGCUCGCCGUGCUCGACACGGCCCGCGCGCGUCGCGACGGAUACCCGUGCCGGGUGCCCUUCGCCGAGUUCAUUCGCAGAUACAAGUUCCUGGCUUUCGAAUUUGACGAAAACGUGGAAGAGACUCGUGACAACUGUCGCUUGUUACUGGUGCGCUUGAAGAUGGAAGGCUGGCUCAUGGGCAACAAGAAAGUGUUCCUGACGUACUACAAUGAAGAAUAUCUCUCCAGGCUGUACGAGACGCAGGUGAAGAAGAUCGUGCGCGUGCAGACGAUGCUGCGCGCCUUCUUGGCGCGGCGCGUGGUGCAGAAGAAGACCAAGGAGCAGCUGGCCGGUACGCCCCCGGCCACUUACAAGGCUUCGCCGCCGGCCAACGCCGCUUCGCCCGCCGCCGCCGCCGCCGCCGCCACCGCUGGCGCCUCUCCAGCUUCAACGCCCUCGGCCGCCGGUUCGCCCGCCGCGACUCCCGCCGCCUCCGCUUCGCCGGCUGACACCCCCGCGGCUUCGCCCCAGGCCUCGCCCAAAGCUUCGCCCAAAAGCUCGCCCGCGGCGACGCCCCAGGGCUCGCCGCAAGGGUCGCCCGAGGCGUCCCCCAAGGGCUCGCCUCAAGGGUCGCCCACGGCGUCGCCCGCGGCGUCGCCCAAAGCUUCGCCCAAAAGCUCGCCCGCGGCGUCGCCCAAGGGCUCGCCUCAAGGGUCGCCCGCGGCGUCGCCCAAAGCUUCGCCCAAAAGCUCGCCCGCGGCGUCGCCCAAGAGCUCGCCUCAAGGGUCGCCCGCGGCGUCGCCCAAAGCUUCGCAGGGCAACUCGCCCGCCGCCUCGGAUGAGAACGAAGCGGAGUAG
This is a messenger RNA of Gryllus bimaculatus (two-spotted cricket), 1044 nucleotides long. The record is from the annotation of a GenBank genome assembly. Lineage: Eukaryota; Metazoa; Arthropoda; Insecta; Orthoptera; Gryllidae.